Pogonomyrmex barbatus (red harvester ant) is the source of this 1212-nucleotide messenger RNA. It is a transcript of the gene Surf4, whose product is annotated as Surfeit locus protein 4. Gene Ontology annotation, cellular component: endoplasmic reticulum-Golgi intermediate compartment; membrane; endoplasmic reticulum. Gene Ontology annotation, biological process: Golgi organization. The record is from RefSeq and is a predicted model, not a curated record. NCBI's taxonomy places the organism in Eukaryota, Metazoa, Arthropoda, Insecta, Hymenoptera, Formicidae.
ACCCUCUUCGCCGCGCCGUGGCCGUCGCGCGCGUCGUGCCAUUUGCGUGCGCGCACGUGUGUACGUUGGUGUGUGUAUGGGUAGAUUUUUUUCCGGGUUUUUGAAAGACGGUGCACCACAAUGGUGAUCUCGCAGGAAAUUCUCUCGAGGGCGGAGGAAAUAGCCGACCAGGUGAUCCGCAAUGGCAAACAUGUGCUUCCAACAUUGGCACGAUUGUGUCUUAUUGCUACAUUCCUAGAGGAUGGUUUACGAAUGUGGUUCCAAUGGAGCGAACAACGAGAAUAUAUGGAUGCUUCUUGGGGCUGUGGAAAAUUCCUGGCUACUAUAUUUGUCCUUGUGAACCUUGUGGGACAACUCGGUGGAUGUAUCAUGGUGAUUGGCAGAUGGCGAGUCAGCAUAGCCUGCAGCAUCUUAUUUUUCAUCGUGAUCCUACAGACUAUUGCUUAUAGCAUUCUAUGGGACAUGCAAUUCUUAUUAAGGAAUCUGGCGCUGAUAGGAGCGCUUCUAUUGGUACUGGCUGAAUCCCGAGUUGAGGGUAGAUCACUGUUCGCUGGUGUACCUAGUCUCGGCGAUAACAAACCCAAAAAUUUGCUACAAUUAGCUGGUCGGAUUCUCUUGGCAUUCAUGUUCAUCACGCUGAUCCGCUUUGAACUAUCUUUUAUGCAGAUCGUUCAGGACAUUGUCGGCAGCAUUUUUAUGGUAUUAGUGACGUUGGGCUACAAAACUAAACUGAGCGCGUUAUUAUUCGUCAUUUUACUGACUUCAUUAAAUUUCUACCACAAUGCAUGGUGGACUAUUCCUGACUACAAACCGCUUAGGGAUUUUCUCAAAUAUGAUUUCUUCCAAACAUUAUCAGUCAUUGGUGGCCUUCUGAUGAUAGUCUCUCUAGGUCCAGGUGGUGUAUCGAUGGAUGAACAUAAAAAAGAAUGGUAGAAACAAUCCUACUUGGGGAUGUGGAAAAUGUGUCACUGGAUUAUUGUCAUGAAUUAUUAUGUCUCCCAUUUUUAUUCCUUUAUACGCUCAAAAAAAUCCUAGUUAAAUCAUGCAUUAAAUGAAGAAACUCAUUGCAUCGACAUCACCGGUCUAGGGUGAUGAUUUUAGUUUGAUUAAUCAUUUAAUCAAGGUCCAUAUUUUAAUACUGCGACGAAAACACUCGAAACUUCGAGAUGAUCAGUAAAACUAUCCAUGAUAUUUUAGAAUAUAAAGUAGACA